AUGGCUGUUCGCGCGCAAUUUGAGAACUCGAACGAGGUCGGUGUCUUCGCUCGUUUGACCAAUUCCUACGCUAUCGUCGCUGUCGGUGCCUCCGAGAACUUCUACAGUGUUUUCGAGUCCGAACUCCAGGAUGUCAUUCCUAUCUGCCACGCUACCAUCGCCGGUACCCGCAUCGUUGGUCGGUUAACAGUUGGUAACCGCAAAGGUCUCCUCGUCCCUACCACCACCACAGACCAGGAACUGCAGCACUUGCGCAACACCCUCCCAGACGCGGUGAAGAUCCAGCGCAUAGAAGAGCGAUUGUCCGCACUGGGCAACGUUAUCUGCUGCAACGACCACGUCGCAAUCGUGCACCCCGAUUUGGAGCGUGAGACAGAGGAGAUUAUCGCCGACGUCCUUGGCGUAGAAGUCUUCCGCCAAACAGUUGCCGACAACGUCCUGACAGGUUCAUACAUGGCCCUCUCCAACCAAGGUGGUAUCGUCCACCCUAAGACCUCAAUCCGCGACCAAGACGAGCUCUCCUCUCUCCUGCAGGUUCCUCUCGUCGCCGGUUCCGUUAACCGUGGUUCUCCCGUGGUCGGUGCCGGUAUGGUCGUGAAUGACUGGCUCGCUGUUACUGGAUUGGAUACUACCGCUACUGAGCUGAGUGUUAUUGAAUCCGUCUUCAGAUUGGGCGAGAUGGCUCCUGGUGGUUCCGGACAGGGUCCUAAUAAGGAGUCUAUUGUUGAGAGUUUCUACUAG
Molecule: messenger RNA, 741 nt
Organism: Penicillium longicatenatum
Lineage: Eukaryota; Fungi; Ascomycota; Eurotiomycetes; Eurotiales; Aspergillaceae
Product: translation initiation factor 6
Exons: 5
Coding region: 1-741 (246 amino acids)
Biological process (GO): assembly of large subunit precursor of preribosome; maturation of LSU-rRNA; cytosolic ribosome assembly
Cellular component (GO): preribosome, large subunit precursor; cytosol; nucleolus
Molecular function (GO): ribosomal large subunit binding
Source: RefSeq, a predicted model, not a curated record